AUGGCAAUAGUUAUAAAGUAAGAUUAAAUUAAUCUUCUCAUAUACAAGUACCUACUAGAAGCAGGCCUUCAACAUUCAGCAUAUUCAUUGUACAACGAAGCUAAAAUAGAGUAAAUUUACAGAAACUAUGAGAAUGAUUUAAAAGCAGGUCACCUUAUCCAUCAUUUAGAGAGAUCGCUAAUUUUUAAUCAAAUAGAGUCUCAUAUAUACUUUAGCUAGUAUUGUGAAUGCAAAUAACCAAUGGAGUUAAUUAAGCAGCAUUAGUGUGAUGUAGUUUAAAAAAAAAGGGAAAUUAAAUAAGAAAUAGAAAAAGAGAGAGAAGGAAUGUCUUUAGAUACUAUUGGAAGAGUUGAAGGAUAGAUAGGUACAUAAGGAGGAAUAUACUAAAGCAAUGGAUAAAUACACUUCCCAGAACUUGACUAGAACUUUUUAUUAGAAAAUCUCUGCCACAUCAAGAUUGAUAAGGCCUAAGAAUUUGAAAUAUUUGAUUGGAAUCCUUAGACAAGCAUGCUUCAUUUAUAUGAGGAGAAACACAAUUGGAUUAAAAUAAUCUCAUAUAAUCCUUAGAGUUAGAAUAAUCAUUUAGUUUUUUAAACAGUUUAAAUUUUUCCUUGCGUUAUUGGGGAAUUGCUUAAAAAACCAAAAUUCAUUUCAUGGGAAUCUACAAGCUACAGUUUUAUGGUUAUAGUGUAUGAAGAUGGCUUUAUUUAGAUACUUGAUAAAAACUAUAACCAAAUAAAUAUCUUCUAGAUAGAUUAAAUUGAUAGUUUGAGGGCUUUAAAGUGGAAUCCAGAUUAUUACAAUGUUUUAUGUUUAGAAUUCUCCGAAGGAUUCGAAAUUAUAGAUAUUCCUAGCUUAGAAUCUAUAAAAAGUGUCACUGAAAAUGUUUUGUAGUUUGAGUGGGUUUAUGUUUAAAAAUAUGUCUAUCUAAAUAGCAAUUUUAUGAUUUAUUUAUGCUCAUUAACAGAGAGUGCUCCUUUACAUUAAAUUUAAGCAGAUCCCGGUACUUGUAGCUUUAGCCUUAAUCACAACUCUUCUUUGAUAGCUACUUUUUCUCAGCAAGAAAACAGUGUCAAAAUUUGGACAUUCAAUGAGACUUAACAUGCUCUAGAAUUCUUAGAUGAAAAUGAUAUCAAAUUCUAUACAUGGAGUAAAGCUAAUGCUGAUGGAUAAGGCUGCAUUAUGACUUUAAUCACUGAAAAAUCAAUUAAAAUAUGGGAUGUAGAAUUCGGUGAAAUAAAGUACUCAUACGAAUUAAAAGAAACGAUUAUGGAGUAUAGUAUAUUACAAGGCAGUAAAAAUUAGGAUUUGCUAAUUCUUUUUACUGAGGAUUAAGACAAAUAUAAGAUUUGGAUAUUUGAUCAAAACAAUAAAAAUAGAAGAGAGAUCACACUUAACAGUCAUAUGGAAUCUAUCUUAAAACUUGAUGAAGAAGAGAUGCUUGUUUUACUUGAUGACGAAUUGAUGGUUUUGAACAUAAAAAAAAUAGAAAAUCAAUAUGUUAAUGAAUCCUUCCCACCCUUUGCUUGA
Tetrahymena thermophila SB210 is the source of this 1530-nucleotide messenger RNA. Its product is annotated as LisH protein. The transcript is spliced from 12 exons. Gene Ontology annotation, cellular component: histone deacetylase complex. Gene Ontology annotation, molecular function: transcription corepressor activity; protein binding. Gene Ontology annotation, biological process: regulation of transcription by RNA polymerase II. The record is from RefSeq and is a predicted model, not a curated record. NCBI's taxonomy places the organism in Eukaryota, Ciliophora, Oligohymenophorea, Hymenostomatida, Tetrahymenidae.